AUGGGACUUGUUCACUGUCCUUUUUGUUGCUACACACAAAACCAACAUCAUAAACAAACAGAUUCUCACUCUCAUGAUCACCUUCAUUCAGAACCAUCAUCAACCUCUUCUUCCCUUUCUUCACAACCAAGUCUUCCUUCUGUUCCUUCUCUCACUUCACAACCCUCUCAACAAUCUCAAACCACGCAUCACAAACUCAUAACUACAAUCAAUGGUCACUCUUCUCCUAUCUCCUCCCUCACUCUUAACUCCAAGUUUGUUUACAGUGGCUCUUCCAAUAGUGAAAUAAGAAGAUGUUCCAAUGACCCUUAUGCCCUUCAAACCUCAAACAGUACAAACAAUCUAGUUUCCAUCAGUAGCAGAUCUAAAUCAAGCAUUAAGUCUAUGGUUAUUCUCAAUGAUAUGUUAUUCAGUGCUCACCAAGAUCACAAAAUCAGAGUUUGGAGAAUCGAAACAGAAAAAGGUAGUGAUGAUAAUAAUAAUACUAAACAAGAUCAGAAGCUCUUCAAAUGCAUAGCAACACUUCCGACUUUCAACGACCGUUUCUCGAAGCUUUUUUUAUCGAAAAACUACAUCGAAGCUCGAAGACACAAGAAGUUUACAUGGGUGAAUCAUAUCGACGCAGUUUCUUCACUAGCUCUUUCCAAAGACGGGUUUUUUCUUUACUCCGCUUCGUGGGAUAGAACAUUCAAGAUUUGGAGAGUUUCUGAUUACAAGUGUUUAGAGUCUCUGAAAAACGCACAUGAAGAUGCCAUCAAUGCAAUUGUAGUUUCUUCUGAUGGGGUUGUUUACACAGGAUCAGCUGAUAAAAAGAUCAAAAUUUGGAAGAAAAAUGAAAACAAAAAGCAUUUUUUGAUUGGAACAUUGGAGAAACAUAGAUCAUCUGUGAAUGCUUUGGCUCUGAACAAAGACGGCUCAAUUUUGUAUUCAGGUGCUUGUGAUAGAUCAAUUUUAGUUUGGGAAAAAUGCAAUUCGGGUAACGAAACAAUGGUGUUAGUCGGUGCGCUUAGAGGACAUAGUAAGGCGAUAUUGUGUCUGGUUGUGGUGGAUGAGUUGGUGUGUAGUGGAUCAGCUGAUUAUAGUGUUAGGAUAUGGAAAAGAGGGAUCGGUGAAAAGAAUUAUGCAUGUUUGGCUGUGUUGCAGGGUCAUAGGAAACCUGUGAAGUGUUUGGCUAUGGAAGUUGAUUCCAAAAGUCGUGAAAAUGGUGAUGAUUGUAGUUCUUAUCUUGUUUACAGUGGUGCUCUUGAUUGUGACAUCAAAGUUUGGCAAAUAAGAAUUCCCUUGUUUUGA
Messenger RNA from Vicia faba (fava bean), 1290 nucleotides. The record is from the annotation of a GenBank genome assembly. Lineage: Eukaryota; Viridiplantae; Streptophyta; Magnoliopsida; Fabales; Fabaceae.